UGGGCAUAUUCUGAACUUAUUUGGGCGAGAGUUAAACCACUCGACCUCGUCUUCCCAAUCAGUCCCAAAUUGCAACAUAACGGGGGCAAGGGUUCAUUGUUAGAGGAGCGCGCCACGUGGUGACGUGUACCUGCUGGUACUUGGGGCGGCGCUGACUGACAUGGACAUACGUUAUUUCCAGUCUCAGUUAGGGGAAGUUAAAAUAUAUGUUGGCUGUUCAACUGUUUUAUUUGGUUUUGUCUGUCGAAGCUAAAAAGGAACCGUGUGCUAUAAUGUGAGGAUAUGAAGUCUAACAACUUGUAAUCAAGCAGCGUUAUGACUUAUUGUGUUGUCGAAAACCAUUGGACUAAAUUCGAAUUAUUUAAUGGCUAACUGACUUAUAUUAAUGUAUUUGCUUAAACAGCAGGCUAUUCUUAAGAAAUGGAAUGUGGUGUCGGUUGUAGUCUAAGUCUCAUUUGCAGACACGUUAGUGGGUUAGAGGUCGUGUAGUUUGCUUUAUUUGUGUCCUUAACGAGCUGCGGAUGACGUGAAUAUCGUUGGGAAUCAACUGGCAAUCAGAUCUGAUCAUAGUAGCCUACUCUAAUUAAAUAAUAAGUGACAUUCGUUUCUAUUGUAGGUAAGUUUAGUCACUAGCACGUAUUUGAAUGCAUACACUUAAACAUGACCGGCGAAAAAGAAAACGACAAUGUGGCGGAUCUGGAAAAAAAUAAAAUAUAUACUGGGAACAGCGAGAAGGUGCGCAUAGAGCCCAACAAACAACUCGACUCGAACGGCAACGAUACAACAAUCAAACUUUACAAGCGGCGAUGGUUCAUUGUGUUACUAUUCAGCUCGUAUUCACUCUGCAACUCCUUCCAAUGGAUCCAGUACGGAAUUAUCAACAACAUUUUCAUGAAGUUCUACGGCGUGGAUUCUUUCACCAUAGACUGGAUGUCUAUGAUAUAUAUGUUGACUUACAUUCCCUUCAUAUUCCCUGUCACCUGGGUGCUGGAUAAAAAGGGUCUUCGCGUGAUAGCGUUGGUGGCUACGGCACUAAAUUGCGCUGGGACUUGGAUCAAAGUAGCCAGCGUGAGACCCGAUCUGUUCGCGGUGACCAUGCUGGGACAGUUCUGCUGCUCGCUGGCACAGGUGUUUAUCCUCGGGAUGCCGUCUAAGAUUGCAUCCGUAUGGUUCGGAUCCGAGGAGGUGUCAACCGCUUGCUCCAUCGGUGUCUUUGGAAAUCAGCUGGGGAUUGCUAUUGGAUUCCUGGUUCCUCCGAUACUGGUGCCCAACGUUGAGGACAUGGAUGAGCUGGCCAGUCACAUCCGCCUUAUGUUUUACAUCACAGCCGGGGUGGCCACACUGCUCUUUAUGCUGGUGAUUUUUGUGUUCCAGGAGCGUCCUGUUUUUCCACCCACACGGGCCCAGGCCACUGCUCGCCUCGUCCCUCUAGAACAGUACUCAUACUCAGCCUCCAUCCUCAGGUUGCUCCGAAACAAACCCUUUAUCCUCCUCAUCAUCACAUAUGGACUGAACGUGGGCUGCUUCUAUGCUGUGGGCACGCUACUCAACCGCAUGAUCAUCGACCAUUACCCUGGUGAAGAGCUGAAUGCAGGGAGGAUUGGUCUAACUAUCGUUAUUGCUGGCAUGGUGGGAUCAUUGAUCUGUGGCAUCUGGCUCGACAGAUCUAAAACCUACAAACAGACUACCCUGGCAGUCUACCUCAUGUCCUUCAUAGGGAUGUUGGUGUACUCCUACACUCUGGAUCUGGGUCAUCUCUGGGUUGUCUUCCUGACCGCUGGAGCUCUGGGGUUCUUCAUGACAGGCUAUCUCCCCCUGGGUUUUGAGUUUGGUGUGGAGCUGACCUACCCAGAGGGUGAAGGCACCUCUUCAGGUCUGCUCAACUGCUCUGCGCAGGUGUUUGGUAUCAUCUUCACUAUCUCUCAGGGGAAGAUCAUGGAUAACUAUGGAACACUGUCUGGAAACAUCUUCCUCUGUGUGUUCCUCUUCAUUGGUUCUGUUAUGACAGGAUUCAUCAAGCCAGAACUGCGGAGACAGAAAGCUAACCAGAUGGCCAGGGCCACUGCGGAUGGACAGCUUUCUGGUCAACAGCUGGACUAUGGCACUACUGCUCUAAUCAAGAAGCUGGACAGCCGUUCUGCUUCUGCUCAGGACUGAUCAUUAUACCCUAACCUUAUCCCACACCCCUUAAUCCCUACCCCCUCUACCCACCCCCUUAAACCCUACCCCCUAUUCCAGACCCCUUAAUCCCUACCCCCUAUAUCCGCCCCCUAUACCCACCACCUUAAACCCUGCCCCCUAUUCCUGACCCCUUAAACCCUACCCCCUAUUCCAGACCCCUUAAUCCCUACCCCCUAUAUCCGCCCCCUAUACCCACCACCUUAAACCCUGCCCCCUAUUCCUGACCCCUUAAACCCUACCCCCUAUUCUAGACCCCUUAAUCCCUACCCCCUAUAUCCGCUCCCUAUACCCGACCGCUUAAACCCUACCCCCUACACGCUUAGCUCGAGCCUCAGAUGAGUCAAGGUACCAGAGGAUGGAAGCUUCCUUGUCCCCUCAGUUCUUCAUGGAACCUGGUUUUAGAUAUGGACAAACUUCAGGACACUAACAUACUAACACAGUCCAACACAAUCCUCUCCCAUUCUUGUGAUGUGAAGUUCAGGGGAGACGCACAAUCAGGAUCUCAUUAUUUAGAUUUUACUGGUGAAAAUUAGCACAAUGGUAUUUUGGUCAGGCGUUUGAAUCCUGUUAGUGGCAUUCCAACACAGCCUGUGGGCCUAGCAGAGGGUGAUGCAAAAUUCUCAGUGCUGAUUGGGUUGGACAGGCCUGCUUGUCUGUCAUUGUGGUUGGUCGGCUCAUGUCAGCUCAAUCUUAGUUGUUGUUAUUCAGGGAAUGUGUUUACCUUCAGUAUCCUGGUUGACCAACAAUGUGUAAAGAAGCAGAACACUUGGUGAGGUUUGCAUGUUUGAGGACAAUCCUAGAUCUUCAAAUGAUCUCGAUCCUUUCCUGGCCUACUGUGAAGUUGUUUCAACGACGCAAGGAAUGAAAACCAAUAAUAUUCUAAUAUUUGAAAGCCUGUCGUUCUUAAUGCAUGAUGUAUUUCUAAAAUGACCACACUAACAUGAAAAUCUGUUUUAAAUAUGUAUCCAUUAAGUUUUCAUUUUUGCAAAAAAAAAUUGUUAUUGAAUAACGUUUUGUAUUAAUUUUAUAACAGCAGCACAAAUCUACUUGGAGAAACACUGAUUUACUGUAACAAGAUUAUAUAAAAAUAUUUUAUGGUUGUCUUGCAAGUUCAUGACAACCAUAAUAUUGUGGUUGUGUAUUUUUGUAAGAUCAUUUUAAACUGCCUGUACACAGUAUCGAUGAACCAUUAGUUUCCUUGAUAACAAAUUUGUUUUCUAUAAUGUCCAUGUUGUUCUGAAAACAAUUGCCUGUUGAUUUGAUGUCUAACGUUUGUUAAAAUAAAGUUCCGAGUGAAAACUA
Molecule: messenger RNA, 3483 nt
Organism: Esox lucius (northern pike)
Lineage: Eukaryota; Metazoa; Chordata; Actinopteri; Esociformes; Esocidae
Gene: flvcr2b
Product: FLVCR heme transporter 2b
Exons: 11
Coding region: 661-2157 (498 amino acids)
Biological process (GO): transmembrane transport; heme export
Cellular component (GO): membrane
Molecular function (GO): heme transmembrane transporter activity; heme binding
Source: RefSeq, a predicted model, not a curated record